Molecule: messenger RNA, 497 nt
Organism: Ceratosolen solmsi marchali
Lineage: Eukaryota; Metazoa; Arthropoda; Insecta; Hymenoptera; Agaonidae
Exons: 3
Coding region: 1-384 (127 amino acids)
Source: RefSeq, a predicted model, not a curated record
AUGAGGGCCGCGGGGCCGAUCCUCGCCCUCCUCGUCGCGCUGACGGUCCUCGGGGUACCCGCCGGGACGGGGGCGCGCGCCAUCGAGGAGGCCCUUGACGAGUAUCCGGACUACGAGUAUCAGAGGACUACAUCGAAACGAGCAGCCCUUCUACUCGAUAGGCUAUUGGUUGCUUUGCAAAAGGCUGUUGAGAACAAUGAAUUAGAAAAGGGAGGAUCUAAGCCAUUCGUGAGAUCACUACCAGAAAUCUCGGAAAUGCCCGAUUCGCCAAGGAUGCAUCUCUCUGAUGAAAAGAUAAUGGAUCUUCAACGUCGAGGUCAAGCGAAAGGUCGCAUUUAUUGGCGCUGUUAUUUCAACGCUGUUACUUGCUUCAAAAGAAAAUGAUUAUAAUUAAAAAAGCAGUGAUAAAAUAAUCUUUAUUGUUAUGAUUUAAAUGAAAAUUGUCAUCGAUCAUAUUAAACAUACAAAAAUUCCAAAUAUAAGAUUUUUUCUAUUUA